This is a messenger RNA of Parnassius apollo (apollo), 5325 nucleotides long. NCBI's taxonomy places the organism in Eukaryota, Metazoa, Arthropoda, Insecta, Lepidoptera, Papilionidae. The record is from the annotation of a GenBank genome assembly.
AUGACGUCGGUGGCUGGACUUCGGCGGGUGCUCAUGAACGGUUCGCUGGAAUUUCCUCCCUUUCCUGCCGAGAGGUAUAGACGUGACGUGCACACCGCCACGUACAAAUGUAGAGUGAAGUUAAACAACGGUUAUGCUGUGCUGUCGAAGAAUAUUCACAUUCACGCAGUAUUAAACGUACCAUGGGAAGUACACGUGCCGGAUGAAUAUGUGAUGGCGGGUAACGCGGCGGUGUUGCGUUGUUUGGUGUCCGCACACUGCGUCGACCGCAUCGCCAGCACUGACUGGUUUACUGAAGAUGACAUCAGCGUAUUUCACUAUUUAGAACCAAUCUCCGUCCGCAUAAAACCCGAAGUAACACGAACAAAAGUGAACUCCAACAUAACUUUCGACUGUAAAGUAACAGGCCAUCCAAUAGAAAUAGUUUACUGGUUACAUAACGGAAAAGUCGUAAAGCCCAAUGAAAGAGUAAGGAUAUCAGAAGACGGUUUUAGAAUAUAUAUCAAGAACUCGCAAAAGAAUGAUGAAGGGGCGUAUCAAUGUUUUGCGAGCAACAUGCGAGAUCAGGCAUACGGGAUCGCAGAAUAUAUAAUUGAACAGUCCGACGGUCGACUUCGAGCCGUUGGUAACCGAUCACGGCGCACUCCUUAUGCCCGCAGCGCUCAUAACCACGACGCCGCCGACUGGAACUUCACUGGUACAAGAGAAUCGAAACCAGAGCUAGUGUACUGGUUUUCAGAGCAAACUUUGCAACCUGGACCCAGCGUGUCUCUAAAGUGUGUCGCCAUGGGUCAUCCACCACCUCAGUUUUCGUGGAUGCUUGACGGAUUUCCCAUACCAACUAAUUCAAGAUUCGUAGUUGGUCAGCACGUUACACUUCAAGACGACGUAGUUAGUCACCUCAACAUCAGUAGAGUGACAGAACAAGAUGGCGGGGAAUAUGCGUGUGUGGCCAGUAACACCGCAGGUAAAACCAGCCACGCAGCCAGAGUGAACGUCUACGGUCUUCCAUUUAUACGAGAAAUGCCAAAAGUGACAGCGGUUGCUGGUAGUGACCUAAUCAUAAAAUGUCCUGUCGCUGGUUAUCCUAUUGAAUCUAUUACUUGGGAAAGAGAUGGACAAACAUUACCUCUAAAUCGACGACAGAAGGUUUUUCCCAAUGGAACGUUAAUUGUAGAGCAGACGCAACGUGGUGAAGACGCUGGCACCUACACUUGCCAAGCGUCGAACAGACAACGGCACGCCGCUCGGAGAGAUGUGGAAGUGCAAAUAUUGGUGCGACCAAAGAUUUUGCCGAUACAACCACUCACGAACUUGCUAAGAGAGGGCAUGAGAGCAGCGAUAUCAUGUCAGAUUUUGGAAGGGGAUUUGCCCAUCGCAUUUCGAUGGGAGAAAAAUGGACAACCUGUCACCUCAUCGCCGUAUGCACCCAGCGGUAUUAUAACACGCAGAAUGGACGAAUACAGUGCGUCUUUAGUAAUCGAACAUAUAACAUCGCUACACAGCGGGAAUUAUACCUGCAUUGCGUCCAAUAUCGCUGGAUCGGAGCGUUUCACUGUACCUCUGACUGUCAAUGUGCCACCAAGAUGGCGUUUGGAGCCUAAUGACAUCGCUGUAGCUGCUGGACAAGAUGUUACCCUUCAAUGUCAAGCAGAUGGUUAUCCAAAGCCUAACAUAACUUGGAAGAAAGCAGUGGGUAACACACCGGGUGAAUACAAGGAUUUUUUAUUUGAGGGCAGCUCCAGAGUGCUUGAAAACGGCUCUUUAAUAUUUGAGCGAGUUGCAAAAGAUAGUGAAGGACACUAUCUCUGCGAAGCACGAAACGGCAUUGGAGCUGGACUUAGCAAACUUAUAUUCUUAAAAGUUAACGCACCGGCGCGUUUCCCAAUGAAAAGCAAGACGGUGCAAGUGACUGCUGGAGAGGCGGCACAUCUUCAGUGUGCAGCUUCUGGAGAUGCACCGUUGGAAGUCAGUUGGCGAAGCCCUCACCAUCAUACAAUAGCUCACCAUCUAGAUCAAAGAUAUACUAUUCGAGAGCAAGUACUAGAUGAUGGUCUGGUCUCCGAACUUAGUAUUCUGCAAACCUACCGACAGGAUACGGGAGCGUUAACUUGUCGAGCAUCAAAUGCGUAUGGGCAAGACGAAAUGUUAAUACACUUGGUCGUACAAGAGGUACCCGAAAUGCCCAAGAAUAUAAGAAUAAUCGAUCAGCAAUCGCGAUCAAUACAGAUAUCAUGGACACAGCCCUACGCUGGAAAUAGCCCGAUAAUUAAUUAUAUAGUGCAGUAUAAAGAAGCACCAGAUCCGUGGCCAACAACGCCACAAAAAGUUAUUGUACCGGGAAGUGUUACCUCCGCCAGUGUACAAAAUUUACAACCAGCGACAUCUUAUCAUUUGCGGAUAAUUGCCGAAAACCGACUCGGUCAAAGCGAGCCCAGUCAACUCGUACAAGUGACUACUACGGAAGAAGUUCCCAGCGGCACACCAUUGGACGUUAGAGUAGAACCAAAAAGUUCAACGGAAUUAAUUGUAAGCUGGGAUCCACCACAGAAGGACUUAUGGAACGGCAACAUUCUUGGUUACUACGUGGGAUUUCAAGAACUCAACAACAACAGUAGUGUAUUAAUCGCAAGCGGACCAGGUGGUGCAUCGUAUACGGUUCGUACGGUCGAAGGAACGGGUACGGCGCGUGCUAGAACAACACUAUCCGGGCUACAAAAGCACACUGUAUAUGCUGUUGUUGUACAGGCUUAUAACAGCCGGGGUGCAGGCCCCGCGUCUCCACCUACCACUGCAACUACUAUGGAGGAUGUGCCGAGUCUUCCGCCUGGGUCGCUUCAGUGCACUGCUUUAAGCUCGCAGUCAGUAAGAGUCACUUGGGAGCCGCCGCCAGUAAGGGGCCGAAAUGGAAUAUUACAGGGUUACAGAGUCACGUAUGCACCGGUUACUGAUUGGUAUGGUAUAGAAGAUGCAGUCACUAAGCAAAUUUCCGCAUUGCAUACAACACUGUCCGGUCUGCGACGAUAUACAAACUAUUCUGUAACGGUUUGUGCUUUCACCGCUGCUGGUGAUGGAGUGAGAGCUGCACCUGUGUAUUGUCAAACCGAGGAAGAUGUACCUUCUGCUCCAGCCGAUAUUAAGGCAGUUGUAUCUUCUCGCAAUAAGAUCCUUGUGUCUUGGCUACCCCCAGCUUCUCCCAAUGGUGUUCUCGUUGGUUAUACUCUAUAUAUGAGCGUAAUCGAAGACGGCAGAGAGGAAGGUACACAUAAACGCAUGCUAUCUCCGAGCACACUGUCUCAUGAAACUCCUCGGUCACCUUCACGCGCUACUCACCAAUUUUGGGUAUCAGCUUCCACAAGACUUGGUGAGGGGGAAGCGACACGAGUUGUUACUGUUCUGCCAUCUGAUUCAGUACCAGCUCGAAUCACAUCGUUCAGCCGCAGCAUAGUUACUCCGUGGAAGGAAAAUAUAUCUCUAUCGUGUAAUAAAGUGGGUGUCCCCGUACCUUCCACCACUUGGAGUAUGAAUGGCGCUAUUUUAGAAUCUACUCUAAGGAAAAAUGUAACCAACGACGGGACGCUUAUCAUAAGUAUGACUCAGUAUGCCGACAGCGGUAACUACACAUGCAGUGUUGAGAAUGUGCAUGGGCGAGAUGAGGUGACAUAUAGUGUUGAAGUGAAAGUGCCACCCCAACCGCCGGUACUAGCGGUCGUUGACUCUUACGCUGAUUCCUUGCACUUACAAUGGAGUGAUCAAGGUGACGGAGGCAGCCCUAUUUUAGGAUAUGUAAUAAACUACAAGCGGGAGCACGGAGAUUGGGAGGAGCUGCAGGUUGAGGCAGGCACCUCUGAGCAUGUGCUUCCCAACCUGUGGUGUGGCACUCGGUAUCAACUUUACAUCACCGCUUUUAACCGUAUCGGUACCGGACUUCCUUGCGACAUUGUCCACGCUUAUACUAAAGGCACAGUGCCUGUAAAACCUAAACAUUCGCAAAUGAUCACUCUUAAUACGACGACCGUGACUGUCUGGCUGGACUCCUGGGGAGACGGAGGCUGCGGCAUCCUCUACUUCGUAAUUGAAUAUAGAGAGAUAAGUCAGUCGCAGUGGCGACUGGUGUCGAACAGCGUGCAGGCAACUGAGCGUGUGUUCAGCGUGACGGGGCUCGCGCCGGCUACGCACUACCAGCUCCGCAUCACCGCGCACAACAACGCCGGGCACGCACUAGCUCUCUACAAUUUCACCACGCACUCGCUGACUGGCAUUGUGGAAGGUGAGAUAUCACCAGCGGUGCCAGCGGCCGGGACAAGAUCUUUGGGUGGUGUUCGGGUCCUCCUUCCUGCAGCUUUGUCUCUCCUGGUUUUAGCUGCACUUGUAGCCAUCGUAUUUCUAGUGCGCCGAAACAAAGCUGGUACCACGGAGACGACCGCACCGGAAGUCGGUGUUGGCGAGUCGCCCUCCGUGGCCCAGCUGCAGAACAAAGUGAAUCGGGAUCAGCAGUACCUGGCUACUCGGGCCCAGCAUCCUGCACCUCAACAUCACUACAAACACGCUUCCAACGAAUACAUAGAAGACAUUUGUCCUUACGCUACGUUCCAACUGACGAAGCCUACGGCUUACAGCGAGAGCAGCUACAGCGGCAACGUGUACAGCGGCCCUUAUCAUUCCGUUCGCGGCUCUUUUGUGUACCACGAUCUGAAGCAAAACGACAAAUAUAAGGGAAAAGAACCAGAAUACACUAAAGUACGAAGAAAAGGUGCGAGACUCCGAGAUCCACAUUCGGAAAGUCAAGAGUCGGACAACUUGGGCUCGACGGACUCGGAGGUGAAGAAGAUAUUAACGCUGCACCUGCCAAUUACAGAGUACGAGGACGACGCCAGCGACGACGCCAGCGCGCCGCACUCCGACAGCGAACCGGCGGCGAGACUACGCCCCGCGCACCCCACCACCUACCCGAGCGUAGAGCGCGAAGAAUCGUCGUCUUCGUCGGAAAACUCGGUAGGUGGCGUUGUACGGAAGGCGUUCCCGAGCCGUAAGGGGAAAGCCGGGGCCCUGGGCAAGCGACACGUGCGCUCUUCCAGUGGCUAUAGCAGUCACAAUGAUGAAACUACCUUCAGUCGUAUAAUUAUUGCUGAUACGUUUAAAUGUCCAAACAAAGUUACUUGCCGAUGCAGCAUAUCAAACUACCCGUCGUUCAACGAGCGUAUUCACCCGCCUUCGAGGUUCUCGGACGACACAGAGUGCGAGAGUCACCAUCGCAGAAAACGAAGCCUCAACACCCAGAACGACCACAAGAUCACUCGUGAAGCAUUCCAGAUUAACGUCUGA